CGUGUUUCUGACGGACAACAACAAAACUGUCCAGCUGAGUGCCAGCUGUGUAGUGAAUAUUGGUCGUAACUUAAUACAGUUGUGGAUUUAAAUUAAUUUUCUUUCGGACCCUUGUGGUUGAAGGGUCUCAGUAGACGGUUAAAUGUCUGAUGCAUCAGAACUUCCUAAAAAAGAAGAAAAGGAGGAGGAGGUUACACCUGAACCAGAGGAGCAAUCGGACGACAGCAGUGGGGAAGAGGCUGCAGGAGAGACAGAGAUGGACUUCCUGCGGAACCUCUUCUCUAGCACCCUUGGUCUUGGCUCGGCAGACAAAGUUCUGGAUGAGCUGACUCUGGACGCAGUGGCCCGAUACAUAAAGAGCGGAAAAUGUAAAAACAUCAUCUGCAUGGUUGGAGCAGGAAUAUCUACAUCUGCUGGGAUCCCUGAUUUCCGUUCACCAGGAACUGGCCUGUAUGCAAACCUGCGAAAAUAUGACCUGCCAUACCCAGAGGCCAUCUUCCAGAUAGAUUACUUUAAGAAACAUCCAGAACCUUUCUUUGCCUUGGCCAAGGAGCUUUACCCAGGACAGUUUAAGCCGACAAUCUGUCACUACUUCAUGAAGCUGCUGAAGGACAAGGGGCACCUGAGACGCUGCUACACCCAGAACAUUGACACCCUGGAGCGUGUGGCCGGGCUCGAGGGAGAGGAUCUAAUUGAAGCUCAUGGAACGUUCUACACGUCCCACUGUGUCAGCUUUUGUUGCCGCAAGGAGUAUAACCUGGACUGGAUGAAAGAUAAAAUAUUUUCUGAUGACAUUCCCCGAUGUGACAAGUGCAACAGUUUGGUGAAGCCAGAUAUCGUUUUCUUUGGAGAGAAUCUACCUGUCCGGUUCUUCACUUCAAUGAAGAUGGACUUUCCCUGCUGCGAUCUUCUCAUCGUCAUGGGGACGUCCCUGCAGGUCCAACCGUUUGCAGGUCUAGUCGGGAGGGUUUCAAAAAGUUGCCCCAGACUGCUUAUUAAUAUGGAGAAGGCAGGGCAGGCUGAUCCUCUGUUUGGGUUGUUGGGUUUUGGAGGAGGAAUGGACUUUGACUCAGACAAGGCGUACAGAGAUGUAGCUCACAUCAGUACAUGUGAUGAGGGCUGUUUGGCUCUAGCUGAGCUGUUGGGAUGGAAGGAGGAGCUUGAAGAAUUGGUGAAGCAGGAGCAUGCCAGGAUUGACAGUCAGGACAGGAAAGAGAAGGCCAGUGGGAGCAAAGGAGCAGCAGCCAAGGCCAGCUCUGCAUCAGUAGCACCAGAGCCAGAAAAGGAAGAGUAACUUAUUAAAAAGCUCCUUUUCUAAAGAAACGCUGAUGUAGUGAUGUCACCGUUUGGAGUUGGCCCUUAAAGGGAGAUGAUGAUACCAGGGUUUUUGCUUGGAAGUGAAGCUUCGACGGGUGUCACACUCUCAUUUUCCAUCUGCGGACAUUUAAUUCUCCUAAACAAUCUCACAGCUUAUGCUUCUGCUCAUUUGCACUUUACUGAUAUUAAUCUACUUUGCAAAUUUGUUUUUUCAUUAGCUCACAUCUGUCUCUGCUGUGUAUUUAUUUCUGAGGAAGUUAACUGGGCAGAGUUCUUCAAGGAUGUUUACAGAUCUCACAGAGCUUGGGAGGUAGUAAUUAUCUCUUAAACCCCGGCAGUGUGAUUAUGAGUUUGCUGAAUUAUAGAACAAGCUACUUUAUUGUCUCCAAACCAAAUGAUGAACACAUCUGAUUGUGUGAUUUGGGCCAAGCCACUUCAACUCUCUUCACUUCUUUGAGUUGUUUUCGUUUGAGCUCCCUCAAAAGAUAACCAGGCUAUUGUAUAUUUCCCCCCAAGCCAAAAUAUGUUGGUCUGAUUGGUCAUUGACCUCUUCAAGGUAUCAAAUGUAGCACAAAUUGAAUUUCCUGAUAGGAGAGCUAAGGUAGUUGUUAAAUGUAACAGUAGGAUAGUUUGUUUAGUGGAACUUUUAAAACAUUUUAAAUUAACACUGUUUUUCAUGUUAACCUUCUGCUCCUGCUGGCUUUGAUUUCUGUCAAACAGUGUUUAUGAGGCAAGUUGUGUUUUAUUAAUCUUAAGGAACAACAAACUGUACAUGGUGCACAACAUAACAGUAACUUUGCUCACUCCACAGACAGGGCCUUAGUUGAUUUUGCUGUUUAAUUCUUUUUGGAUAGUCAAAGUGCUGAAGAAACACAAGAAGGUUAAACUGACAAGAAUUCUAAAAUAAGGUGUAAUUCGGUUCAAGAAUAGGAUACUUUUGGGUUAUCUAAAAUAGCAUGAAUUGUUGGGGGGUGGACACGGUUACAUUACCAUCUAUACCAAUUAAUGGAAACCAACAGAAAAAUCCUGCAAUAAAUUUGACCUUUGUUAAGCUGA
This is a messenger RNA of Sander lucioperca (pikeperch), 2373 nucleotides long. It is a transcript of the gene sirt2, whose product is annotated as sirtuin 2 (silent mating type information regulation 2, homolog) 2 (S. cerevisiae). Gene Ontology annotation, molecular function: histone deacetylase activity, NAD-dependent; NAD+ binding. Lineage: Eukaryota; Metazoa; Chordata; Actinopteri; Perciformes; Percidae. The transcript is spliced from 16 exons. The record is from RefSeq and is a predicted model, not a curated record. The coding region runs from base 143 to 1294 and encodes 383 amino acids.